Messenger RNA from Heterobilharzia americana, 960 nucleotides. The record is from the annotation of a GenBank genome assembly. Lineage: Eukaryota; Metazoa; Platyhelminthes; Trematoda; Strigeidida; Schistosomatidae.
AUGGAUUUUGGAUAUUGGCCCACGGUAGUCAUAGCUUUUGAAACGCGUCAUUUUGAAAUGGUAAAAUUCGAGCUGAUCAAGCCAACCGAGCUAUACAAUGUCUUAAAUCAGUGUUUAACACAUGCUUUUGUGAGCGAUCCCUGUUAUAUUGUUCUUUUCGAUUCACGAACUGAAGAGGACUAUGAUAAGUCACACAUAGUGACAGCCAGAAGGCUUAAACGAACACCAGAUAAUGACUUUAGGUGUCCUUAUGAAGCGGAGCUUGAUUGUAGGUGGAGUGUCAUAGUAUAUGAUGGAAGCACGUCGUCUCUGGAAUGCACUAGCGAUGUUGUAAAGGCUGCAGAAUUUUUGUAUGAUAAUGGUAGCCGAGAAAUAGUGAAGGUGCUUGAAGGCGGAUUCCAGUUAUUUACACGUUUAUAUCCUUAUAUGAGAAGUGAGAAAACACUAUAUCUUCCACAAGAACUUGAAUCAUUCACUACCUAUCCAUUGGAAGUUGUCCCUGGUAUUUUAUACAUUGGAACAAAGGAACAUGCUGGAGAUCGUAAAAUCCACAGACAGAUGAAUAUUUCGGCUCAUAUUAACUGUGAAAUGGAGAGUGAUCCUAUAUAUCAAGAUUGUGAGGAUGCUGUGUUUAGUGCUCAAACAUCAAGGGAUGAAAAUGGUGAUUUAUUACCACUUCUAGAUGAUGCCUGUGAUUUUAUUCACGAAAAACGAUUACGAGGACACCGGGUUCUAAUAUUUUCUAAACGUAUGAUUGACCGUUCUGUGGGGAUAGCUAUCGGUUAUCUGAUGAAGUAUGAAUCCAUGUCUUUAAAAGAUGCCUGGAUGUAUAUGCGAAAAGUCUGUAUACCUAUGCAGCCAAGUUGGUGUCAUAUGCAACAAUUGGCUGAAUUCGGGUGCAAGUUUCAUGACAUGGAUAAGCCGAUUCCAUUAACAGAAGAUGAAUAUUAUCGGCGAUGA